AUGCCACUUAUCCGUUGCAAAUCUUACACUGACGACGGCGUACCGAAGGAGCCUUGCCCGCAUUCUGAUUGCUCACAUGUCCAUCCAAGCGACAGGCGCUGGGAAAUAGCUCAGAGUUACGACGAAGAUAUCGCCGAGAAGAUUCGUACGGAUAAACGAGCCCACGACGACGCAGUGAUGUCCAUGCUCGCGCCCGUAGUGCCUCUGGGACAACUGUUUGCUGAUCCUCGAGGGACACAAGAGCCGUCUGAAGUCGUGGCUGCAUCAUUCGGUACCGAUGAGGACCAACCGACGCAAUGCCAGACCGGAUCGACCCAUGAUAAUGAUGGGCAUGACGGUUGGCCGGACUCGAAAGACGUUGAGAUCGAUGAAGAGGAUGGUGGAUGGGGAACUACACGCGCGCACUCUCAGGGCUGGGGCGUAGCUGACUCCUCUGCAGGAGGCAGUGCGGACACUGCAGGAUGGACUGUCGAUUCUGCGGUACAAGACGUUGAUAUGGCAGAUUCGUCGGCUACGAAUGGCACUGUUUUCGAUGGUUGGGGAACCGAUACUCACCAUCCCAAUCACAAUUCUGAGACCGGCUUUCCGGAACCGACCGCCGACGCUACUUCCGCUCUUCUGCAUAUUACUUCAAACACAGCUCGUUCCGUUGAAGAAACUGUGGCUACAGAAACCGAGACAUCGUCUGUCCACAUGAUACUGGACUCUUCAACGCAUUCGGACGGCGACGACCAAGUACGAUCAGGCGUAAGACUGUAUCAGACGUUGCAGGCAGACUUUGCUGCCGUGUCGCCUGCGAUCCCUCGCGAGCUUCCCAUGCUCAACCAUGCCAAUCGUUGUCUGUUCAAUGGCUCAGAUGUGUCGACCACUUAUGAAGCUCGAUUGUCUCAGGCCGCAACGCUUCCUCGCGAACUCACCACAUCCCGGAGGAACCGUCUUGCUAGCGCUGAGAUGUUGCUCACGCUUGGGGAGGAGCACGCCAAGCAUAAACUUGGUGAACGGGCCGAGGUCUUUGGAACUCGUGAAGAACGCCUGCUUUCUGCCAUAGGCAACGGCCUACAACGGGCCGUCUUGGACUGCGCUAUUCCCGCCUUGAAUGAGCACUUCGUCGACGUGGGCAAACUUCUCGCAACAUUGCAGCGCGCCGAUAUAUUGGACGGCACAAUCGCGGAGCCUGCGAAACAGUCCCUCAUCACUCGUCCUCAAGUCAAUACUCUGCUUAUCACCGCAAUCGAAGAUUGUACGGCCUAA
Molecule: messenger RNA, 1251 nt
Organism: Peniophora sp. CBMAI 1063
Lineage: Eukaryota; Fungi; Basidiomycota; Agaricomycetes; Russulales; Peniophoraceae
Source: the annotation of a GenBank genome assembly